AAAGUUUUAUUAAUGAUGAAAGUCACUUUCUUUUUCAAAUUAACUGCAACCAAUUUUAUGUGUCUCAUGGCGGUUCAUAGUAAUGUUCGAUGAGAAGUUAUGUAUAAUUGUUGAAGUGUGUUUUUAUAAUUGACUUUAAAGUUCACAAUUUUAUCCAGUCUGUUUUAACAUUUGUUUACAAAUGUUGAAGCAGUUACAAAUGGGCAUACGUGCUUUUCUUUUAUUCGCUUCUAAAAUAUGGAAUUUUAUUUGUUUUGUUUUUCGGAAGCAAGUACGAGCGAAAAACUCAUUGCUCAGCAGAUCUUCGUGGGUACAUAAGUGUUUGAAGUUUUGCAUAAAUGUUUUUGAAACAUUUAGUCGAAAAAUAAUUCAACAUCAGACUGUGAAGUAUGAUGUCCUACCUCUUUCUCCACUAUCCAAACAUCGCUUAAGUUUGGUGAGACGCAAGAUUCUAGUCUUGGAUCUUGAUGAAACACUGAUUCAUUCACAUCAUGAUGGCGUUAUCAGACAGAUGGUUAAACCUGGUACGCCACCAGACUUUGUUUUAAAAGUUACUAUAGAUCGUCAUCCUGUAAGAUUUUUUGUACAUAAAAGGCCACAUGUGGACUUUUUUUUGGAUAUGGUCAGCAAGUGGUAUGAUUUAGUCAUUUUUACUGCAAGCAUGGAAAUUUAUGGUGCAGCAGUUGCUGACAAAUUAGACAACAAUCGUGGAAUACUUAACAAGAGAUAUUAUAGACAGCAUUGUUGUGUACGAUAUGGAAGUUUUAACAAAGAUCUCUCUGCCAUCACUUCAGAUCUCUCCAGUAUUUUUAUCCUUGAUAAUUCACCUGGAGCCUAUAGAGCAUAUCCAGAUAAUGCAAUUCCUAUUAAAUCUUGGUUUUGCGAUGCAAGUGAUACAGCUCUAUUAAACCUUUUGCCAAUGCUUGAUGCUCUCAGAUUUACUAGUGAUGCAAGAUCAGUCUUAAGUCGUAAUUUACAUCUUCAUGGAUUGUAAUUAUAAGGUGCAUUAUGAUGCAAUUUGAAUUUUACUGCCACAUCUGUACAAGUAUAUAUGACCAUGUGUUUGAAAGAGGGAAAAGGCUUCUGCUGCAGUAUGGCACAAUUCUCAGUUUACAUACUAAAACUUUUCAUCGGCCACAAUUCAUAGUAUAUCCUCUCAAAUAACAUGGUUCAACAUUGUAUCAUUAUAAAAUAUGUACAUAAGAGUGAAAUAUCUUGACCUUCUGCAGCUAGUGGAAAUGUUCAAUGUUCUUUAGAAGUGAAUUAUUUCAGCUUUGGAGUGUUAAGAUCAUGGGUAUUUGAAAAGAUUCUUAUUACAGAGUAUUGAAAUUGUUUUGAAGGUCUUAUUUGUUGUUUGUUAUGUAUAAAAAAUAGUUGAAUUUUAGGACAGUUUUUCUUAACUUACUGCAUACCACAGUGAAAUGUUGAAACAUGAAGAGCAGUUCUAUCUUUUCAAUUAUCAUAAUUGAGGAUUUUAUUAAUAAUAAAAAAUUUUAUUAUUCAUGACAGCAAAUAACUUAUAUUUAUGAUGAAAAUUUUCUAACCUCUACAAAAUUUUAUUUUUAGAUAAAAAUAAGGUUCGUCAUUCUCUAAAUUGCAAAUUAAAUUUUGUGUACUAAAAUUUUUUCCUGGGACAAAUAAUAGCUGUGUGAAAAAAACAUGUUAUUAAUUUAUUUGGAUUUUAUUUCUCUGAUGUAAAAAAUGAGCAGUUUAAACUACUAUUUGUAAUAUGUAAGAUAAUUUCGAACAAACUGUGUAUACUGAUGUUUGGAGCUUAUCUUAGCUUGCAUUUUGGGGGCGAAAAAAAGAAGAAAAAGAAAGAAGUUUAAUUUCUUUUUUUAAAAAAAAUGGGAGGAAAUGAGGUUGUAAAUGAAUGAUUAUGAAGAAUUUAUUCUUAAAAAUUAUAAUUCUCAAUAUACAGUUUUUAAACUUAAACAUGCACAAUAAAUGCCUUUCAUAUAUACUUUUUUCCCCUGAAAAUCCAUGAAAUGUACUUUUAAAAAUCUUUUGGUUCUUUAAAUAGAUUAAUCUGUCAAGGUAUAUUCAAUUGAUAUUGCUCAAACCUCAUGUAUUCUUUCAAAUGCCUUUAUGCGGCCAAACUCUUCCAAAAGAGUGGGAGAAGAAAAGUUAUUUUUGAAUGAUUAAUACAAUACUUUAAGAUGUAAAUGAUGCAAACUCAAUUCACUUUCUGUGUUUUUAUUUAUUUAAACAUCUUGCAAAUUAUGUGCUGUAAUUUGAAAUGCUGUCUAAUCAAAUUGGUGCAACCCAAGUACGUUUAAUUUAUUGAAAAAUUAUAAAAUUUCAGCACUUUCAUCCCUAAUAACUUUAAUGUGUAAUAAAUUAUCUUUUGAAAAAAAAAUGUCCUUUUUGGAUUGUCUUCCUUCAUUUUAUUUUUGAAAAAAAGUGCAAUAUUUAAAAAAAUUUCUAAGCAUUAAAAGUAGAUUUUGUAGCAGUGUUCAUUCAGUAUGAACAUGCAGGAUUUUUUCUUUUGAUUAUUAAUUUAUGUAUAAUUUUAAGAUAAAUAUAAUUUUAUUAUUUUGGCUGAGAAUCUGCUUAUAGAUUGAAAGUGAUAAACUUUUUGAAGCAUGUUUAAUUUGCUUUUAUACAAAAACAUUAGCUUAUUAUUUCGCAAAUGUGAACUUUCACAUUUGUGAGAAAACUAAUGUUUUUGUACUUAUAACAAUUUGCAUUCUGAACCAUUAUUAUGGGGAAAAAAGGAAAAAAAAAUACUUUGUUUCGACAUUUCAUAGCUAAAUAUGAACAGGUGCUCUAAAUAUAAAUAAUUAUACAUCAAUAUAUAUAUAUUCAGUCUUAUUUAUUUCAUCAUCAGAGGCUGCAUUUGUUACAUGUAUCAUAUAAAAAAAGUGUGUACUUAUAUUUUAGUUAUGUACAAAUGGGGGCUUACUCUUAUUGAGAUGGUUUAAGUUAACUCAUUUAGGUGUGUAUAUGUUUUGUGUGUUUAUUUGUAAUGCAGGUUUGUUUUGCAUAUCUGUGAUAGAAUUUUAUCCCCUUUGUUAUUGCAUCAGUGAUUAUUUAUAACCAAAAACUUUCACUUUAAUAAUAUACAUGGUAGGUCUUACUAAAAAGGCAUAGCUUGAUUUUUUUUUUUUUUUAAAUAGCACAUGGGGAGUUUUAUAUCUUGUUUUUAAUAAAGAAUAUGAGGUUAAUAAAUAAGUAAAAUUAAUGUUACUUAUCUAGCAUUGUUUUCCUACAUGAUAGGAGCUUAUUUGUUAACAUUGUGUAUUAGUUACUGUGCCAAAAUGGUAAGAUUCUUUUUCAUAUAAAAAUGCUAAUUUUUGCCUUUUAAAAGUUUAGUUUGAUAUUCCGGUGUUUGUUUUAAUUAUAUUACCUGAAAGGUUAUUUUUCUUUUGUUAAAUUAUAUUAGUUUUGAAAUUGGAAAAAGUGUAUUUCUUGUUAAUGUUAGAAACAUUCUUUUGAAAUUCUUACCUUGUAAGGUAAUUAAUUCAUUUAUUUGCUGAAAGACUGAUAUUUAACUGUUGCUACAAAAAAAAUUUAAUAAACAUUUUUCAGUGAAAAAUAGAAAAUACAAAUUAUAUAUAUUUUUUAUUGUAACUAUAUUAAGUGAUAAGUUAAAACAAUGCAAUCAUAUAUGCACAAUCAAUGUUACAAAGAAUUAUGUAUUGAGAUUAUUAAUUGAAUGUGAAAUUUAGUUCAAUUAAUCUUAUUAACAAAAUUGUGUGCUUUUUUUUUUUAAUGCCAAAGACUCCUGUUGGCAGUUUAUGUAUAUUAUGUAAAUAUUGUAAAGUUUAAAAAAAAUGUAAGAUGUUUGUUGUAGCUCACCGUCACCAUCAUAAGAUUCAUAAUAAAAGUUGGUUCAAAGGAU
Molecule: messenger RNA, 3844 nt
Organism: Argiope bruennichi
Lineage: Eukaryota; Metazoa; Arthropoda; Arachnida; Araneae; Araneidae
Gene: Dd
Product: CTD nuclear envelope phosphatase 1-like
Exons: 9
Coding region: 182-994 (270 amino acids)
Molecular function (GO): protein serine/threonine phosphatase activity
Source: RefSeq, a predicted model, not a curated record